Molecule: messenger RNA, 7575 nt
Organism: Oldenlandia corymbosa var. corymbosa
Lineage: Eukaryota; Viridiplantae; Streptophyta; Magnoliopsida; Gentianales; Rubiaceae
Source: the annotation of a GenBank genome assembly
AUGGAAGAUAAAGAAGCAGAGCUUCUCUGUACACUCGCCGCAAACCAUCUCUUUCUAGCUCAAUUCGAGCCGCUCCGGGCAGUUCUACGCAGUCUCAGAGCUCGGAAUCCUGAAUUAGCUCGGUCAAUUUUGCAGACCAUCGUUGCCAAAGGCGGGCGGUUCGACUCAAUUCUCUGGACCCGCCAUUCGUGUCCUUCCCCGUCCCUCCUUGCCUUCCUGUCAACCCUCGAACUUCUUCAAUUCGGCGAUCCGGUGUCACAUAUUUGGUCUUUUGAUGAAGUUGGUUUGAAAUUGAGGGCUGAGUUCUUGUUGUAUGUUCAAAUUGUUAGCUACAGGGUGUUAGAGAAUAUUAAAAAGAAUGUUGAAUCGGAGGGUAGUGGCAAUGCUUCUAAAAAUUUUGACACUCCUGUUGAGUUUUUGGCCAAGGACGAGAGAAUUAGGGGCUUGGAUGCAGACUUGGGGGAGUGUUUGAGGGUUUUAGAUAGGAUUUCUGAUGUGGGAUUGAGCCGUUUGAGACCUGACUUGCUAAUGGCGGCAGUACACGGGGAGGAUGAGGAGGUUUCAGAGGUUCCUGCAGAGGUUGGAGAGGAGGAAAUGAUGGUUUUGCAGGGGGUUAUAUUGGAAAAUGGGGAGAUUUUCGAUGUACUGUGUUUAAAUAUUGAGAAGCAAAUGGGUUCAGUUGUGAAAGAAGAUUCAGGGAUGGCGAUUACCUUGAGGUCAGAGGGGAAACAUAGAGAAAUUGAGGACAAGGUGCUAAGGUUGAUCCAAAGAUGUGUUCAGCUGGCGCAUUUAGAUGCUAUGAAGGAUUGCAUAGAGAAAAAUGACCUGGAUGGGUCCAUUUCUCAUCUAAGAUAUCUUCAUCUUCAUUAUGGAGUGGAGGAGACGGAGUACCGAAUGGUUCUGCAAAGUCUCCUUCGGAAGGUCUUGCUUGGGAAGGACAGUUACGGAGACAACUGGUUUCAGUUGCGAGAUAAAUUGUUGUCAUUUUAUGGAGAAGCCCUUUCUUCUAGUUGCAUCCAUCUUGUUCAGAAGAUUCAGGUUAUCCAAGACGAGUUGCUAGUAGCAGAGAUAGAACUUUCUAAAGCUUCUGAAACUGAUGGGGUUCAUUUUCCAUUCCAUCUUCUUCGUAAGUGUACAGCAAAUAUGAGCUCCGACACGGCUUCAAAUGACAAUACUGUAGGGCACAAUAUUGUUUCCUCUGCAUGCAUUAGAGAUAUGUUCCAUUAUGCUCGCGUGAGUGGCUUGCAUGUUCUGGAGUGUGUAAUGGAUGCCUCUCUUACUGCUGUACGGGCAGGACAACUCCAAGAAGCUGGCCAUAUUCUCUCACUCUUUCCACGACUUCAACCACUUGUUGCUGUCAUGGGCUGGGACCUUUUGUCUGGCAGAACCAGUUUAAGGAGAGAACUUAUGCAGCUUUUGUGGACCAGCAAAUCACAAUUCCUACGAUUGGAAGAAGCCCCUCUAUAUAGUAACAAGUCAGACGAGGGUUCCUGUGUAGAACAACUUUGUGAUCUAUUGUGUUAUCAGCUGGACCUGGCUUCCUUCGUCGCCUGUGUCAAUUCUGGUCAAUCAUGGAAUCUGAAAAUGUCAUUAUUAUUAUCAGGCAACGAUUUGAAAGACCGCAGAGAUGCAGAUGCCCAAGAAGACCCGUUUGUUGAAAAUUUUGUGCUGGAGAGACUAUCUUCUCAGAGCCCCCUUCAUGUAUUGUUUGAUGUUGUUCCAAGCAUAAAAUUUCAGGAUGCAAUUGAGCUCAUAAGUAUGCAGCCAAUUACUUCAAGCCUUGCUGCGUGGAAGAGGAUGCAAGAUAUUGAGCUUAUGCACAUGCGAUAUGCUUUGGAGUCUGCGGUUUUUGCAUUGGGAACAAUGGAGAACUGUACAAAUGUUCAAGCAACAGGGAGUGAAAUAGCUCUGGCCUAUCUGAGGGACCUAAAGAACCAUCUGGAUGCAAUCCGUAACGUUCCACGCAAGAUCAUGUCAGUGAACAUUAUCAUUUCACUUUUGUAUAUGGAUGAUCUCUCUUGUAAUUUGGUACCUCUGUCUGUGAAUGGUUCUGAGGAGGGCAAUGUUUCAACUGGGGAUCAAGAAGAUUCUUCCAUUCUUGAAAUGGGUAACAAGAUGGUUGUACAGUUUACAGCUCAAUUACUUGAUAUUUUGCGCCAGAAUCUGCCAUCAUCUGUGUCGGAUCCAGAUGAUACUUUAGACAACAACAUUUCAUCUGGUGGAAAGCAGGCUUUGGAAUGGAGAAUUUCACAUGCAAAACAUUUCAUUGAAGACUGGGACUGGCGCUUAUCAAUUUUGCAGCGUCUUUUGCCAUUGUCCGAACGUCAGUGGAGAUGGAAGGAGGCCUUAACAAUUUUACGCGCUGCUCCAUCUAAAUUACUAAAUCUUUGCAUGCAAAGGGCGAAGUAUGACAUAGGAGAAGAGGCAGUUCAUCGUUUUUCUUUGCCUCCAGAAGACAAAGCUACUCUUGAAUUAGCUGAAUGGGUGGAUGGUUCCUUCGAACGAUCAUCUGUGGAGGAUGCAGUGUCACGUGCUGUAGAUGGGACUGCUGCCCAAGAAUUGGAUUUCUCAUCUUUGCGCUCUCAAUUAGGGCCCUUGGCAGCAAUUCUCCUAUGCAUUGAUGUAGCUGCAUCAUCUGCAGUGUUCAAAAGUUUAUCUUUAAAGCUUCUGAACCAGGCUCAAGUUAUGCUUUCUGAGAUCUAUCCUGGUGGUUCUCCAAAGAAUGGAUCAACUUAUUGGGAUCAAAUUCACGAAAUGGCUAUAGUCUCUGUGACAAAGCGUGUCCUUAAACGCUUUCAUGAGUUAUUGGACCAGGACAAAUAUCCUACCCUUCAGGCCAUUUUCACCGGGGAGAUGAUUUUAUUGAUCUCAAAGGAGUUCCAAAGACAGGGGCAUAGAGAACGUGCCCUUGUUAUGCUCCACCAGAUGAUUGAAGAUGCACACCAGGGAAAAAGACAGUUUCUUAGUGGCAAGCUUCAUAAUCUGGCUCGAGCAGUUGCUGAUGAAGAGACUGAAAGGGACUUCGUUGCAGGAGAAAGUCCGACUCCUGUAAAGACUAGGGAUUUUCAAUCUGGUCCGAGUGUUGUUCUUGGUCUGGGAUUAAGAACACUGAAACCAUCAUCUUCAGUUUUACCAGCUGGUGAAAACAACAUUCUUCCCAAUAGUUAUGAUGUUAAAGAAACAGGAAAGAGAAUAUUAGGCCCAUUCACUUCCAAACCUACCACAUAUCUGUCAGUGUUCAUCCUCCAUAUUGCUGCCAUUGGGGACAUUGUUGAUGGGACUGACACUACUCAUGACUUCAACUAUUUCUCGGUCAUUUAUGAGUGGCCUAAAGAUCUUUUGACUCGAUUGGUUUUCGAACGAGGCAGCACAGAUGCAGCUGGAAAAGUUGCAGAAAUUAUGUCGGCUGACUUUGUUCAUGAAGUGAUUUCUGCAUGUGUCCCUCCGGUAUAUCCUCCUAGAUCGGGUCAUGGUUGGGCAUGCAUUCCAGUUGUUCCUACAUUUUCCAAGAGUUAUCCGGAAAGUAAAAUGCUCUCACCUACGUCUAGAGAUGCUAAACCCGGCUCUUACAGUCGUGCUUCGGGAACUCCAGGAACACCUCUAUACCCUCUCCAGUUGGAUAUUCUGAAACAUCUUGUUAAACUAUCUCCAGUGCGGGCUGUCUUAGCAAGUGUUUUUGGAAGUUCUAUACUAUACCGUGGUGGUGAUCCAAUUGUAUCUAAUUCCUUGGAAGAUGACUCGUUAAAGACACCAGAUGCAGAUAGACUAUUUUUAGAAUUUUCUCUUGAUCAUUCUGAGAGAUUUCCCACUUUGAAUCGCUGGAUUCAAAUGCAAACUAACCUUCAUCGUGUGUCGGAGUUUGCUGUUAUGUCUGAUGAGACAACUAGCAACCCUGUAAAAAAGACCGAAUCAAAAACUGCGGUAAAGAGAUAUAGGGAACAUGAUAGUGAUACUGAAUCUGAAGUUGAUGAUUUUAUUGCCGGGAAAAAUAUUUCAUCAGCACAACCGGAGCAAAAGGAUCAAACUUAUAGGCAUCCAGCAUCUCAGCAUGAUUCUCCUCCGUGGAAAACAUCAGAACACGAUUCUACUGUUUUUCUUUCGUUUGAUUGGGAAAAUGAAGCGCCAUAUGAAAGGGCAGUUGAGCGGUUAAUUGAUGAAGGGAAAUUAAUGGAUGCACUUGCUCUGUCUGAUCGCUUCUUGCGCAGCGGUGCCUCAGACAGGUUGCUUCAGCUGCUAAUCAAACUUGGGGAACAAACCAACCCGGGAGCAGAGCAGUUUCAAAGUUUCUCAAGCCUCCGAGUAUGGAGUAGCAGCUGGCAGUACUGCCUUAGGAUGAAGGAUAAACAUCUAGCUGCAAAACUUGCGCUCAAGUAUUUACAUCGAUGGGAGCUGGAUGCUGCUUUGAAUGUGCUCACGAUGUGCAACUGCCAUUUGCUAGAUAAUGAUCCAUUAAAAGCUGAGGUUUCUCAAAUGAGAGCUGCUCUCCUUAGGUAUAACCGCAUACUUUGUGCAGAUGACCGCUAUUCUAGCUGGCAAGAGGUUGAAACAGUAUGUAAGGAAGAUCCUGAAGGUCUGGCUCUGAGGUUAGCUGAAAAGGGAGCCGUGUCUCCUGCUUUAGAAGUGGCUGAAAGUGCAAGCCUCUCCAUCGAACUGCGGAGAGAACUACAAGGUCGUCAACUUGUGAAGCUUCUUACUGCUGAUCCUUUGAAUGGUGGGGGUCCCGCAGAAGCAUCACGUUUCCUUUCCUCCUUACGUGACAGUGAUGAUGCUUUACCGGUUGCAAUGAGUGCAAUGCAGCUUUUGCCUGAUCUCCGAUCAAAGCAGCUUCUGGUUCACUUUUUCCUCAAGAGAAGAGAUAGCAAUUUAUCAGAAGCUGAGGUUUCCCGGCUUAACUUGUGGGCAUUGGGCCUUCGUGUCUUGGCUGCCUUACCAAUAUCAUGGCAACAAAAAUGUUCUUCCCUGCACGAGCACCCACACUUAAUUCUUGAAGUUCUGCUGAUGAGAAAGCAACUGCAAUCUGCUUCUCUGAUCCUUAUAGAAUUCCCUUCUUUGAGAGACAACAGCGUAAUCCUUGCAUAUGCUGCAAAGGCUAUCACCAUUAGCAUCAGUUCUCCUCCCAGGGAAACUCGAGCUGCGGUCUCAGUUCCCAGAGCAAAACAAAAAACACGGAUAGGGACUCCUACUCGGUCAUACAUUACUAGCAGCCUGAGCAACUUCCAGAAAGAGGCUCGCAGAGCAUUUUCUUGGACUCCACGCCAAUCUGGGGAAAAGACUGUUCCAAAGGAUACUCCAAGGAAAAGGAAGACAUCUGGAUUAUCACAACAGGAAAGGGUAGCCUGGGAGGCAAUGGCAGGAAUUCAAGAAGAGCGUGUUGCACCUUAUUCAUCAGAUGGGCCGGAAAGGCUUCCUUCUGUCUCCAUAGCUGAGGAGUGGAUGCUCUUUGGUGAUCCGGUGAAGGAUGAAGCUGUUCGCUCUUCAUUUCGUUAUGAAAGUGCACCAGAUAUCACUCUCUUUAAGGCACUGCUAUCGCUGUGUUCUGAUGAGAGUGUGUCAGGGAAAGGUGCUUUAAGCUUAUGCAUCAAUCAGAUGCAGACUGUGCUAAGCUCCCAGCAGGUACCUGAGAAUGCAUCCAUGGAAACUAUUGGCCGAGCAUAUUAUGCAACUGAAACAUUUGUUCAGGGUCUUCUAUUUGCUAAGGGCCAGCUUAGAAAGUUCUCUGGAGGACUGGACUCUAUGAGUAAUUUAGAAAGAUUUAAGGAUGCUGAUGACACAUCUUCUGACGCUGGCAGCUCUAGUGUGGGUAGUCAAUCAACAGAUGAGCUAGCUGAAGUACUGGGACAAGUAGAAGUGUGGCUUGGGCGUGCUGAGUUGCUUCAAAGCCUUUUAGGUUCUGGUAUAGCUGCCUCAAUUGAUGAUAUUGCUGAUAGAGAUUCUUCUUCUCGUCUUAGGGAUCGACUGAUUACUGAAGAAAGAUACAGUAUGGCAGUUUAUACCAGCAAAAAGUGCAAGAUUGAUGCUUUUCCAGUGUGGAAUGCAUGGGGACAUGCUCUAAUCCGUAUGGAACAUUAUGCGCAAGCUCGUGUCAAAUUUAAGCAAGCUUUUCAACUGCACAAGGAUGAUCCAGAAUCUGUGGUUCUGGACAUCAUUAAUACCAUUGAAGGAGGUGCACCGGUUGAUGUCUCCUCUGUUCGGUCCAUGUAUGAACAUUUGGCGAAAAGUGCUCCAGCAAUAUUAGAUGAUUCCCUUUCUGCUGAUUCCUAUCUCAAUGUUUUGUACAUGCCAUCUACAUUUCCACGUUCGGAGAGAUCUAGGCGAUCUCAAGAAGCCGCAACUGAUAGUUUGACAGAAAAUUCUGAGCUUGAAGAUGGCCCCCGAAGCAAUCUAGACAGUGUUAGAUACUUAGAAUGUGUUAACUACUUGCAAGAAUAUGGACGUCAACAUUUGCUUGGUUUCAUGUUUAAGCAUGGCCAUUUUAAAGAUGCCUGCUUCUUGUUUUUCCCUCCAAAUUCGGUUCCUCCACCUCCACAGCCGUCUUCACUUGGAACGGUCAAUUCUUCUUUGUCUCCACAAAGACCUGAUGCUUUAGCAACUGAUUACGGAACAAUCGAUGAUUUAUGCGGCUUGUGCAUUGGAUAUGGUGCCAUGCCUGUUCUGGAAGAAGUGAUAGCGGCGAGAGUUCCAACUUCAGAGUCACAAGAUGCAUCUGUGAAUCAGCACACUGCUGCAGCGCUAGCUCGCAUCUGUCUCUACUGUGAAACUCAUAAGCAUUUUAAUUUUCUGUACAAGUUUCAGGUGAUUAAGAAGGAUCAUGUGGCAGCUGGUCUUUGUUGUAUUCAGUUGUAUAUGAACUCCUCCUCUCAGGAGGAAGCUGUAAGUCACUUGGAACAUGCCAAGAUGCACUUUGAAGAAGGGUUGUCGGCAAGAUAUAAAGCAACUGAUUCUACUAAGGUGGUUACCAAGGGCAUUCGAGGAAAAAGUGCUUCAGAGAAGCUUUCUGAAGAAGGGCUCGUCAAAUUUUCUGCUAGAGUUUCAAUCCAGGUGGAUGUAGUGAAAUGCUUUAAUGCAGAGGGACCACAAUGGAAGUACUCUCUCUUUGGGAAUCCAAAUGACCCUGAAACAUUUAGGAGAAGGUGUGAGAUUGCUGAGGCUCUUGCUGAGAAAAACUUUGACCUGGCCUUCCAAGUGAUUUAUGAGUUCAAUCUCCCAGCUGUGGACAUAUAUGCAGGAGUUGCUGCUUCCCUUGCCGAAAGGAAAAAGGGUGGUCAGCUAACAGAAUUUUUCCGAAACAUUAAAGGUACGAUUGAAGACGACGAUUGGGAUCAAGUUUUGGGAGCUGCAAUUAAUGUGUACGCCAACCGACACAAGGAACGUCCUGAUCGUCUCAUUGACAUGUUGACAAGUAGCCACAGAAAGGUGCUGGCAUGUGUUGUAUGCGGUCGGCUUAAGAGCGCCUUCCAGAUAGCCUCUAAGAGCGGAAGUGUUGCUGAUGUUCAAUAUGUAGCUCACCAGGCAUUACAUGCAAAUGCACUUCCUGUUCUUGAUAUGUGCAAACAAUGGUUGGCUCAGUACAUGUGA